UGUAUUUUCUUUCACUCCGUAUAACUGUCAGCGUCACUUCCCUUUCGUUAACGUUAUUCCAGACGUGGGUGUUUCAAGAGGAAACAAAAUGGUAACUCAAGCAUGGCGUCUUCGCCUGUCGCCAGAAAAACAGGACACUUUGUUAAAAAUGACAAUUCUCACAAUUGCUGCAGUCUUGUCGUUUUCCACACGACUCUUCUCUGUACUGAGGUUUGAGAGCGUGAUCCACGAGUUUGAUCCUUACUUCAACUUUAGGACCACGAAGUACUUAGCAGAAGAAGGGUUUUAUAAUUUCCAUAAUUGGUUUGAUGACAGAGCAUGGUACCCUCUUGGUCGUAUCAUUGGUGGAACCAUCUAUCCUGGUUUGAUGGUCACCUCUGCUCUGUUGUACAAUUUAUUGCAUAUGCUCAACAUCACCAUUGACAUUAGGAAUGUCUGUGUGUUUUUGGCUCCCCUCUUUUCCAGUCUCACAACACUCAUCACUUAUCAACUGACAAAAGAACUUAAGGAUGCUGGUGCUGGUUUAAUAGCAGCUUCCUUAAUCUCUAUUGUUCCUGGUUACAUUUCAAGAUCUGUGGCAGGCUCUUAUGAUAAUGAAGGAAUUGCCAUUUUCUGUAUGUUACUCACUUAUACCAUGUGGAUCAAGGCUGUGAAAACUGGAUCUCUCUUUUGGGGCUCAAUGUGUGCCCUGGCUUACUUUUAUAUGGUCUCUUCAUGGGGUGGCUAUGUUUUCUUAAUCAACUUGAUCCCACUUCAUGUAAUUGCCCUGAUGAUCACUGGACGCUUCUCCCAUCGUAUCUAUGUGGCUUACUCAACGGUGUACUGCCUUGGCACUGUCCUCUCCAUGCAGAUCUCUUUUGUCGGUUUCCAGCCUGUUCAAUCAAGUGAACACAUGGCAGCCUUUGGUGUCUUUGGACUCUGCCAGAUCCAUGCCCUUGUUGAUUAUGUCCGCUCAAAGCUAAACAAGGAACAGUUCCAGCUGUUAUUCCGCACUAUGGUGAUGUUGGCUGGUGGUGGAUUCACUGUCAUUGGUGUGAUUCUUACUGUUACUGGAAAAAUAUCUCCAUGGACUGGGCGUUUCUAUGCACUGUUGGAUCCUUCUUAUGCCAAAAACAACAUUCCUAUUAUUGCAUCUGUCUCAGAACAUCAGCCUACAACAUGGAGUUCAUUCUAUUUUGAUUUACAAAUGUUGGUAUUCUUGUUCCCAGCUGGUCUUUAUUUCUGUUUCUCCCGCCUGACUGAUGCAAAUAUUUUCAUCAUCAUGUAUGGUGUCACAAGUAUCUACUUUGCCGGUGUCAUGGUGCGUUUGAUGCUGGUGUUGGCACCAGUGAUGUGCAUCCUUUCAGGAAUUGGUCUCUCCUCCACACUAACCACAUACAUGAGAAAUUUAGAUUCUACACGCAAAGAGAAAAAAAUAAAGCGAUCAGAUUCAUCUUACCCACUGAGAAAUGAAAUUGCAUCUGGUGUUGUUUUAAUGAUAACCACCUUCUUGAUAAUGUAUACAUUCCACUGCACAUGGGUCACAUCUGAGGCUUAUUCCAGCCCUUCAAUUGUUCUCUCAGCUAGAGCUGGUGAUGGUGGAAGAAUUAUUUUUGACGAUUUUCGAGAAGCAUAUUAUUGGUUACGGCACAACACUCCAGAGGAUGCUAAAGUUAUGUCUUGGUGGGAUUACGGAUAUCAGAUAACAGCGAUGGCAAAUCGGACGAUAUUAGUGGACAAUAACACGUGGAAUAAUACGCACAUAUCCAGAGUGGGCCAGGCAAUGGCUUCACCAGAGGACAAAGCCUAUGAAAUAAUGCGUGAAUUAGAUGUAAAUUAUGUUUUGGUCAUUUUUGGUGGUUUGACUGGCUACUCUUCAGACGACAUCAACAAAUUUUUGUGGAUGGUUCGGAUUGGUGGCAGCACGGAGAGAGGUACUCAUAUCAAAGAAUCCGACUACUAUACGCCACAGGGAGAAUUCAGAAUUGAUAAAGAAGGCUCUCCAGUCCUUCUUAACUGCCUUAUGUACAAGAUGUGUUACUAUCAGUUUGGUUCUGUUUACACUGAAUCAGGAAAACCCACAGGUUAUGACAGGGUUCGCAAUGCUGAAAUUGGCAACAAAGAUUUUGAACUAGAUGUCUUAGAAGAGGCCUAUACCACUGAGCACUGGUUAGUUCGUAUCUACAAAGUGAAAGACCUUGAAAACCGCGGUGUAUAACGAUGCAAGUGAGCAAAAGUAAUGUUCUGUAGAGCAAGUCGCUAGCAUUCAUCUGCUGAAAGACAAAUCUAAGAAGUUCUUCAUUUCAUUUACAUCUCAGACAUAUCGCACAAUAUCAAACAAAUUCCUGAUGUUUUCAUUAAAGCUCUUCAGUUUAAAACUACAGACCUAA
Molecule: messenger RNA, 2369 nt
Organism: Octopus sinensis (East Asian common octopus)
Lineage: Eukaryota; Metazoa; Mollusca; Cephalopoda; Octopoda; Octopodidae
Product: dolichyl-diphosphooligosaccharide--protein glycosyltransferase subunit STT3A
Exons: 16
Coding region: 89-2197 (702 amino acids)
Biological process (GO): post-translational protein modification
Cellular component (GO): membrane
Molecular function (GO): dolichyl-diphosphooligosaccharide-protein glycotransferase activity
Source: RefSeq, a predicted model, not a curated record